This is a messenger RNA of Trachymyrmex septentrionalis, 408 nucleotides long. RefSeq names its product odorant receptor Or2-like. Gene Ontology annotation, biological process: sensory perception of smell; detection of chemical stimulus involved in sensory perception of smell. Gene Ontology annotation, molecular function: olfactory receptor activity; odorant binding. The transcript has 4 exons. The record is from RefSeq and is a predicted model, not a curated record. Gene Ontology annotation, cellular component: plasma membrane. Lineage: Eukaryota; Metazoa; Arthropoda; Insecta; Hymenoptera; Formicidae. The coding region runs from base 67 to 363 and encodes 98 amino acids.
CUUCAAUCUCAAGGAUCAUCUUCGUCUCAUUAGAUCAUUGACGGAAGUGGUGAAGGUGUUUCCAUUAUGCGAAUAUGUUGGCUCGUUUCGAUUCUUAUCAAUACAUUCGCUCACAUGUGUCUGUACUGCGUGGUCGGAGAGAUUCUUAUAGCCAAAGGUGAAGGAAUAUUUUAUGCAGCGUAUAACUACACGUGGUACUUGAGGACGCCGAAUGAAGCCAAAAACUUGAUGCUUAUAAUGAUUCGCGCCGAAAGACCUCUGUAUAUUACCGCGGGCAAGAUAUUUCCCAUGACAUUGUCUAUGUUUUGCAGUGUAAGAUUUAAUAAAGACAUCAGCUGGUUACAUAUCCGUAUUGCUUGCUAAUCGAUAAUUCUUUGAUAAAUUGAUCAAAAACUCAAUGAGGACAUC